CCCGCCCAGCAGCGGCCGCUCGGGCCCCUGCUCUCGGUUAUAAGAUGGCGGCGCUGAGCGGCGGCGGCGGCGGCGGCGGCGGCGCGGAGCAGGGCCAGGCUCUGUUCAACGGGGACAUGGAGCCCGAGGCCGACGCCGGCGCCGCGGCGUCUUCGGCUGCGGACCCUGCCAUUCCCGAGGAGGUGUGGAAUAUCAAACAAAUGAUUAAGUUGACACAGGAACAUAUAGAGGCUCUAUUGGACAAAUUUGGUGGGGAACAUAAUCCACCAUCAAUAUAUCUGGAGGCCUAUGAAGAAUACACCAGCAAGCUAGAUGCCCUCCAACAAAGAGAGCAACAGUUAUUGGAAUCCCUGGGGAAUGGAACUGUUUUUUCUGUUUCUAGCUCUGCAUCAGCAGACACCGUUACAUCAUCUUCUUCUUCUAGCCUUUCAGUGCUACCUUCAUCUCUUUCAGUUUUUCAAAAUCCCACAGAUGUGUCACGGAGCAACCCCAAGUCACCACAAAAACCUAUUGUUAGAGUCUUCCUGCCCAACAAACAGAGGACAGUGGUACCUGCAAGAUGUGGAGUUACAGUCCGAGACAGUCUAAAGAAAGCAUUGAUGAUGAGAGGUCUAAUCCCAGAGUGCUGUGCUGUUUACAGAAUUCAGGAUGGAGAGAAGAAACCAAUUGGCUGGGACACAGAUAUUUCCUGGCUUACUGGAGAGGAAUUGCAUGUAGAAGUGUUGGAGAAUGUUCCACUUACAACUCACAACUUUGUACGGAAAACUUUUUUCACCUUAGCAUUUUGUGACUUUUGUCGAAAGCUGCUUUUCCAGGGUUUCCGCUGUCAAACAUGUGGCUAUAAAUUUCACCAGCGUUGUAGUACAGAGGUUCCACUGAUGUGUGUUAAUUAUGACCAACUUGAUUUGCUGUUUGUCUCCAAGUUCUUUGAACACCACCCAAUACCACAGGAAGAGGCCUCCCUAGCAGAGACCACCCUUUCAUCUGGAUCAUCCCCUUCUACAGCCCCCUCAGACUCUAUUGGGCCCCAAAUUCUCACCAGUCCAUCUCCUUCAAAAUCCAUUCCAAUUCCACAGCCUUUCCGACCAGGAGAUGAAGAUCAUCGAAAUCAAUUUGGGCAACGAGACCGAUCUUCUUCAGCUCCCAAUGUGCAUAUAAACACGAUAGAACCAGUCAAUAUUGAUGACUUGAUUAGAGACCAAGGGUUUCGUGGUGAUGGAGCCCCUUUGAACCAGCUGAUGCGCUGUCUUCGGAAAUACCAAUCCCGGACUCCCAGUCCCCUACUACAUUCUCUCCCCAGUGAAAUAGUGUUUGAUUUUGAGCCUGGCCCAGUGUUCAGAGGAUCAACUACAGGUUUGUCUGCCACACCCCCUGCCUCAUUACCUGGCUCACUUACUAAUGUGAAAGCCUUACAGAAAUCUCCAGGACCUCAGCGGGAAAGAAAGUCAUCCUCAUCAUCAGAAGACAGAAAUCGAAUGAAAACACUUGGUAGACGAGAUUCAAGUGAUGACUGGGAAAUUCCUGAUGGGCAGAUUACAGUGGGACAGAGAAUUGGAUCUGGGUCAUUUGGAACAGUCUACAAGGGAAAGUGGCAUGGUGAUGUGGCAGUAAAAAUGUUGAAUGUGACAGCACCUACACCUCAGCAGUUACAGGCCUUCAAAAAUGAAGUAGGAGUACUCAGGAAAACACGACAUGUGAAUAUCCUACUCUUUAUGGGCUAUUCCACAAAGCCACAACUGGCUAUUGUUACCCAGUGGUGUGAGGGCUCCAGCUUAUAUCACCAUCUCCACAUCAUUGAGACCAAAUUUGAGAUGAUCAAACUUAUAGAUAUUGCACGGCAGACUGCACAGGGCAUGGAUUACUUACACGCCAAGUCAAUCAUCCACAGAGACCUCAAGAGUAAUAAUAUAUUUCUUCAUGAAGACCUCACAGUAAAAAUAGGUGAUUUUGGUCUAGCCACAGUGAAAUCUCGAUGGAGUGGGUCCCAUCAGUUUGAACAGUUGUCUGGAUCCAUUUUGUGGAUGGCACCAGAAGUAAUCAGAAUGCAAGAUAAAAACCCAUAUAGCUUUCAGUCAGAUGUAUAUGCAUUUGGGAUUGUUUUGUAUGAAUUGAUGACUGGACAGUUACCUUAUUCAAACAUCAAUAACAGGGACCAGAUAAUUUUUAUGGUGGGACGUGGAUACCUAUCCCCAGAUCUCAGUAAGGUACGGAGUAACUGUCCAAAAGCCAUGAAGAGAUUAAUGGCAGAGUGCCUCAAAAAGAAAAGGGAUGAGAGACCACUCUUUCCCCAAAUUCUCGCCUCUAUCGAGCUGCUGGCCCGCUCAUUGCCAAAAAUUCACCGCAGUGCAUCAGAACCCUCCUUGAAUCGGGCUGGUUUCCAAACAGAGGAUUUUAGUCUAUAUGCUUGUGCUUCUCCAAAAACACCCAUCCAGGCAGGGGGAUAUGGAGAAUUUGCAGCCUUCAAGUAGCCACACCAUCAUGGCAACAUCUACUCUUAUUUCUAAGUCUUGUGUUCGUACAGUUUGUUAACAUCAAAACACAAUUCUGUUCCUCAUAUCUUUUUUUAAAGAUAUAAAAUUUUCAAUGCAUAAGCUGUUGUGGAACAGAAUGGAAUUUCCCAUCCAACAAAAGAGGAAAGAAUGUUUUAGGAACCAGAAUUCUCUGCUGCCAGUGUUUCUUCAACACAAAUACCACGUGCAUACAAGUCUGCCCACUCCCAGGAAGAAAGAGGAGAGACCCUGAAUUCUGACCUUUUGAUGGUCAGGCAUGAUGGAAAGAAACUGCUGCUACAGCUUGGGAGAUUUGCUAUGGAGAGUCUGCCAGUCAACUCUGCCCUUCUAACCACCAGUUCAGUAUGUGGCUGAUCAUCUGAUGGGGCAAUUUCAAACACCAAGCAUCGUUCUCUUUCCUGUUCUGGGAUUUUGUUGUGGAGCUCUUUCCCCUAGCCACCACCGGUUAAUUUCCAAGGGAUGGAAUAAAAAUGCAGCAUGCCCUCUCUGUGUAGUGCAUGUUCAGUCCUAGAUAAAUUUUAUCAAGAUGAAGCUAUUUUCUUUAAAUGGAGGAUGAGUGGUGAGGAGGAGAUAUGUUUUGGUGUAGAGGAAAAGGGCAUGCUGCAUCUUCUUCCUGACCUCCUGGGUGUCUGGCCUUUUGUUUCCGUGCUUACUGAGGGGUCCACCUAACAAGCAGGCUGGAGAGUGCUGGUGCACACAUCGCCUUCCUUUCUCAUUGGGUCCAGCAAUGAAGACAAGUGGUUGGGGAUUUUUUUUCCUCCACAGUGUAGCAGAUUCUCAGGAAAAUACAAUUUAUAUCUUCCUCCUAAGCUCUUCCAGUCAACAAGUACUUACAUGUCUCUUUUGCCCAGGGCAUAAAAUGCUGUGGCAGUAUCUAAUUAAAAGCCUACAAAGCUCCUUAAUAACAGUUUUGAAUGUGAGAAAUUUAUGUAACUUAAAUGUAAGG
Messenger RNA from Cynocephalus volans (Philippine flying lemur), 3456 nucleotides. It is a transcript of the gene BRAF, whose product is annotated as B-Raf proto-oncogene, serine/threonine kinase. Gene Ontology annotation, biological process: protein phosphorylation; Ras protein signal transduction. Gene Ontology annotation, cellular component: cytoplasm. NCBI's taxonomy places the organism in Eukaryota, Metazoa, Chordata, Mammalia, Dermoptera, Cynocephalidae. The record is from RefSeq and is a predicted model, not a curated record. The coding region runs from base 45 to 2468 and encodes 807 amino acids. Gene Ontology annotation, molecular function: ATP binding; protein kinase activity. The transcript is spliced from 20 exons.